Trichobilharzia regenti is the source of this 1125-nucleotide messenger RNA. The record is from the annotation of a GenBank genome assembly. Lineage: Eukaryota; Metazoa; Platyhelminthes; Trematoda; Strigeidida; Schistosomatidae.
GCCAAUAUUGACUUCACUAUGGAACACGAAAGUGACGGAAAAUUUCACUUCCUCGACAUAGCCAUGGAACGCCUAGAAGACGGUGGUCUUCAAAAGUCAAUUUAUCGAAAGCCCACAUGGAAAGGACAAUACUUACAUUUUAAUAGCUUUUGUCCACAUAGCUUUAAACGUGGUCUGGUCAAAACUUUGUACUAUAGAGCGAGGAGAAUAUGCUCUACAGAGAAACUAGAAGAGGAGUUUGAGUUACUUGAAAAUAUAUUGAAGAGAAAUGGGUAUCCUCAAAGGUUCAUCAACAAGUAUGGAAGAUCUGAAGUCAAAAGAGUAAAACAAAUCACAGUGGAAAAAAAGCCAGUCUACCUUCAGCUUGAUUACAAAGGUGAAAAUAUUGCAGCGAUGAUCAACAGAAGGCUGAGUACAUCACUAGCCAUAGCGUAUCCUGCAGCUAAGCUCGUUCCCGUCUAUCGAACAACUUACUCUUUGGUGCAAUCGAAAAUCGAUAGAUAUCCUUCUCAUGUUACCUCCAACUGUGUAUACAAAUUUACAUGUAUCUGCGGGAGCAGUUACAUUGGAAGGACAGAAAGAAGGGCAUAUCUACGAUUUUCUGAACAUGUACCAAAAAGCUUACGUCUAAAGGGAACAAAUGCUUUAAAUAGUGCCAUCACCAGGCAUCUUCUCGACACGGGUCAUGAGGUGGACGUUGAAAAGUCGUUCAAAAUUAUCAAUAAGCAAAAUAGCUCAAUUCUCCUUAAGUUUGCUGAAGCCAUUUCCAUCAAGCGCCUGAAACCUGAUUUAUGCGUCCAGAAAGAAGCGGUUAUCAGCCUUUCUUUGCCCUGGUAACUGGAUAAUUUCACCUCUCUUUCCUCCGAAUGUGAAAUGCUAAAAGUUUCCAUUGUGUUUGAUUAUUAUUGUUCGGAAUAGUGGUUAAUAUUGCAUAUUUAUAUAUGUAUAUAUUUUUAGUGUAUGAGUAUAUUGAUCGAUUGAUUUUUGUUUAAACUGAACUCUGUGCAAGUAUGUUAAAAUUGUUGUUGUAGAUAUAUUUAAUAAUGUCUUUGCCAUGUAAGCAGCUGACGAGAAGGCAACGAAAUAAAAGAUGGUACCAUUUUAUUCUGCUAAAACUGUAGUUCU